Molecule: messenger RNA, 2885 nt
Organism: Lytechinus pictus (painted urchin)
Lineage: Eukaryota; Metazoa; Echinodermata; Echinoidea; Temnopleuroida; Toxopneustidae
Product: PHD finger-like domain-containing protein 5A
Exons: 3
Coding region: 52-384 (110 amino acids)
Biological process (GO): mRNA splicing, via spliceosome
Cellular component (GO): catalytic step 2 spliceosome; U12-type spliceosomal complex; precatalytic spliceosome
Source: RefSeq, a predicted model, not a curated record
GGAGUGCUAGCGCCAUCUGCGGCGAUUAUCAUAUAGUCAACAUUUGGAAACAUGGCGAAGCAUCAUCCAGAUUUAAUUUUUUGUCGCAAACAGCCUGGUGUUGCUAUUGGUAGACUGUGCGAGAAGUGCGAUGGGAAGUGCGUGAUCUGUGAUUCCUACGUGAGACCGUGCACACUGGUGAGGAUAUGUGAUGAAUGCAACUACGGCUCGUACCAAGGCAGAUGCGUGAUCUGCGGAGGUCCUGGAGUGUCUGACGCGUAUUACUGUAAAGAAUGCACAAUACAGGAGAAAGAUAGAGAUGGCUGUCCCAAGAUUGUGAACCUCGGAAGCUCCAAGACAGAUCUGUUCUAUGAAAGAAAGAAAUAUGGAUUCAAGAAGAGAUGAUGAUUGCACGGAAGCACUUGUAAAUACAGUAGUCUUGUAGUUCUGUCGUCAUUUUCAUUCUAAUAUGUAUGUGUAUAGGGGGUGUGAUAAUAAAAACAAUGAUAAAAGUAAAGGGUACUUACGUUGUGCAUGUAUCCACCUUGUUAGGUGAUCAAGGUGCUCCUAUAUUACCCUGGCUAAGCUAGUCUACCAAUUCCAGUGCUUACAGCUAUUUGAGGAAUUACUUCCUGCUGGUACCUAUUUAUCUCACCUGGGUUGAGUGCAGCAACACAUUGUUGAUCAAUUCAUUUAUGACGGGUAUUAUAUACCAUAUCACUCCCACAAAACAAUUGUAAAUCUGAGUAAAGCAACACAUAAGACAUUCACCUCUGUUAGUGUUUUUUUUUAUGCUUGGAAUUUUGAAAUCUUUGUAUUACCGGUAAUAAACAUGUGUAUUGAUUAAUACACACUACAUGUACUCUCUUUAAAUAGGUAACGGCCUAAGUUGACCUUUCGUAAGUCAAAUAAUCGUCUAAAUUGAAGCAAUUUUUUUAGACAAGAAUAUUCUAAACGUGUAAUAUACAUACCUGUUCUAAGUCGAAUUCCUCCCAAGUUGAAAAGAUUCCUGGGGUCCCAAAAUAUUCAACUCUGGCAGAGUUUUCUGUAGUGGGUAGAAUAAGUAAGGACAAUUGAGAUAAUACAUGCAAGGUCUCUUUAUUCAAAAGUUAACCUUUCAGCUCCUUGAAGAUAUCUUCAAGAGUUGAGAAACUGUUUAUCUCAGUCUUAGAAUUUAUCAAUGCUGCCCUCUCUAGGCAAUCUUGUAGAACAUGAUAUUAAUGAAAUAUGCAUUUCCUUCUGGUGGAUUGUUUAUAGAGAGUAAGGAUCACAUCCAGUUUAACUUAGGCCAUGGUCUAACUGCCAAGAUUAUGGAAUGCCAAAAGUAUCAACAUUCUGUUUACUUUCUCUGUUUCUCGCAUUUACUUUGUUCAUUUCUCAUGCUUUUAAUGGUGUAUAAAUCUAUUUUCAGUGUUAUGUAUAGACAGUUUUGAACGAUUUGAGUGUCAAAUGAGCUUAUAAAUUGGACCUGUACUGUUACAGAUUUGUGCACUAUGAGCUAUCCACUGUUAAAUCACACCCUCAUACCUGUUUGAAUUAAAUUAGAGUUCAGAAAGCGGACCAUAGAGACUAUAAUGAAGUUAAUCCUUGUAGUGAGUAAAGAUGUAUAUCCUUGAGCAAUCUUAUGUCUUUGUUACUGUGUAAGACUGAAAUACUCAGAAGAACUACCUUUUUUUGGCAGAAGCAGAAACUAUAACUUUAUGAUAGUGUGAUGUAGUGGGUUUUUUCAAUGGGUCAGACACACUUUGAGUUUAAUGUCAAGGUUGGUCUCUAAUUAGGAAGGAAUGUAUUUAUUGGAUUGUUUGGCCAAUUAGACCAAGCGGUUAGUAGAUAAACUGGUUAUAGAUGAAGUACUUUUAGAAAAUCUGAGACGAAAUUGAAGGGCAAGUAGACUUACAAACAGCAACUUAACUCUUUGCACACUGAAUUAAUUUUGGGGGGAUAAUAAUGACAAUUGUUUCCAUGUUAUUUUCUUUAAUUCAAUAUUUUCAUAUUGCACCAUUGAUACUUAUUAUUAUUACAUAGAUGUUAUCCAAGAACUAUUGCCUUUUAUUAGCUUAUAAAUUUGAAGGUAGGGGAGAAAACCAAUUAUUACGAUUGUUGAAUUUAAUUGUACGAAUGUGCAAGAUUGCAACAUCAAUGCGCAAAGGGGCAAUAAACACCAGUUCUGGUGAUGUUUUCAAAAUUAGUUCGAACAGAAUCCAAUAUAUGUGCCAAAUGGCUGUGGAGAAAAAUAUGUCAUUGCUGAGAAAAUUAGCAAAAUAAGCACAGAAUUCCAUCAAAUGUCGAGUAUUUUCCAAGCAAUAUUAAAUACGCUGUCCCACAUAUGACUUUUGUGUUAGUGAUCAUCAGAAUUAUCGAUUUUCAUCAAGGAUUUCAUGAUUUCAAAAAGAUAAAUUUGUUUCAAUGUACUAAAUUUAGAUAUUUAACAAUCCGUAGGCAAUUAACCUUGAAUUUUUGAAUUUUUGAAAUAAUUGUUUGCUGCAACUUCUUUCUUUUAGCUUUAAAAUUCUGAUAAUUAUGAUCGAAAUAAAAGUUGAAAUAGAUAUUUCAGUCUGAUUUUUAGAGUGACUUAAUCAUAAAUAUGGUCCGCACAUUGAGGCAAGGAUUUUCUCAUUUGAUACUUUUCAUCUUAUCUCUGUUGGAUUUUUUAAAAAACUCUUAUCAGUAACAACCAUAAUGGCUAAAUUGCUAGACUUGGGCAUCCAUAACUGUUCAUUCGUCUUUGCCUAAUGAAGAAACUGAAAAUGUAAACAUUCCAAUAGUCUGACUCUUGACAGCUAUCACAUCAAUAACUCAGAACUUAAAACAUUUUUCAACAGUUCCCCGCAUGCACUUGUUCUGUGAUGUGAUGACAAUUUGAUUUUCUACUAUGUACAUUUUCAAUAAAUCGUAGAUCAUAAAAA